AUGUUUUUCCUCGCCGUCCCGCUUCGUCUCCCCCCUUCCAGAGAACACGCGGCCCCUCUCUUUUCCCUAUCUUCUCCCGUAUAUAAAUCGGGGCCAAACCCUAAUUUUCCCAACCCUUUGACUCCCGUUUCCCCCCUCCUCUUCUUCCUCCUCCUCAUCGGCCGCCGCCGCACAUACCGCCGGUGGCCCCGUGGAACCCCUCGUUUCCGCAUGCCAUUCCGGUAACCAAUUGCCUCCCGUCCGCCGGAUCCCAUGGACAGCGCCGGCGGGCCCCCCGAUUCGGAGGAUUUCGUGCUCCGCUCCGCCGUCCGCUCUGGACUGAAGCGGGAGUUCGUCUUUGCCCUCAGGUCCCAGGCCCAGCUUCCGUCUUCCCUCGGCCGUACCCGUUCCGGCAGGUCAGCCGCCGCCCCAGCAGCUUUUCCUCCUAGAGCGACCAAGAAGCGCAGGAAAUCUGGUGGGGAUCUGCCGUUGAAGACGGCUGCGACCGUGACGGAUGUUGUGGAUUGUGACGAUGAGCCUGUCACGGAUGUCGUUUCAUCAGCGAACCAGACCCACUUGGAAACCCUUGUGUCGGUCGAUGUUUGUGGUGAAUCUGCCGCGGAGGCCGCUCUUCCACGGAUGAAUUCUGUGGCUGCCCCAGUCAUUGUGGAUGGUGACGAUGAGCCCACGGCGGAUUUUGUUCCGUCAGCGAUUUGGACCCCCUUGGCCACCCUCGUGCCGGUUGAUGGUUGUGGUGAAUCCGCCGCGGAGGCUGCUCCUCCACAGAUAAGCCGCGUUGAAGCCCCAACCGUCGUGGAUCGUGACGAUGUGCCUACCGCAGAUGCUGCUUCUUCUGCGAAUGGUCCUGUUUUGGAAACACUAGUGUCUAUUGACGGUUGUGGUGAACCUGCAGCGGAGACUGCUCCUCCACAGAUGAAGCCCGUCAAAGACCCUACCGUUGUGGAUCGUGACGAUGAGCCCAUAUCGGAUGCUGUUUCUUUAGCAAAUGGUGGUAUCUUUGAAAACCCCGUGUUGAUCGAUAGUAGUGGUGAAUCUGCAACGGAGAUUGCUGCUCCACAGGUGAAACCUAUCAAAGUAUUUGUCAGAUCUCCCUUGAGGGGCAAAGCUGGUGGUCUGUUGAAAUCUCCUAAUCGUUGGGUCCAAGCGUUAGCAUCUGCUGCUGAUGCACCAAUUGUUCUUGAUGAUGUUGCUGCAUGCAAAUCGAAUGGCAUCUCCCUUGAUAAUUGUUGUUCUGUGAAGAACCAGAUAGUGAUUAAUUGUGAUGCUGAGUUGAAUGUGGAUCACUUGGCAUCCAAGAAUCAAUUAGAAAGCUCCAGAGCAUCACAAAUAGAGGAUACAGUACAAGUAUCAAUUAUUGAAAGCCCUCCUCCAGCGUUGACAAUGAAUAAUGAAGAACCUUUACAGGGAACACCAACAGUAAUGGACUAUCAAGAUGGUGGAAAGAUGGAAAAUAGCCUACCACAGAAGCCUGUGAGGAGGUUUACGAGGUCAUUAUUGAAGGUUCCUCCUGUAGAAAAGGAAGGUCCAAUAGCGAUUAUCUCUAGUAUGGAAAGUGGUCAUGACAGCAUUAUGGAUGAUGACAAAUUUCCAGGGAAGCCCAACAGGAGGUCUGGUAUCAAGUCUGAGGAAGAAGAUUCUGGAUCAGAUGUUGGUGCAGGCGCUAGCGGUGAGUCCACUGGAUCAGAGGGAACAAAAGGUGGUGAAAACUCUGUUAAUGGGUCUUUGAACUCAACCCCAAAGAAUAAGAUGGAACUGAAGAUGUCAAAGAAGAUUUCUCUGACAAAGCUACCUGGUAAUGUGAGGGAAUUGCUGUCAACUGGAUUGCUUGAGGGAUUGCCUGUCAAGUAUAUGACAUCCAAUGGAAAGCAAAUUGAGCUUCACGGUGUGAUUAAGGGCAAUGGUAUAUUGUGCUCUUGUGCUACUUGUGAUAGCUCGAUUGUUGUUUCAGCAUAUGUGUUUGAGCAGCAUGCUGGCAGCACAAAAAAGCACCCAGCGGAUUUCAUUUACCUGCAAAAUGGUAAUAGCCUCCAUGAUGUGGUGAAAGCAUGCCAUGGUGCUCCUUUAGACAUGUUGGAGGCUGCAAUUCAAGGUGCAAUUGGUCCAGUGCCUCCAAAGAAAUGCUUUACAUGUCAAAAAUGCAAAGUGUCAUUUUCCACUUCGCGUGUUGGGAAAUUUGCAUGGUUAUGUGACUUGUGUCUUGAAUUAAAGCAACUUUCGAGAACUCCAAGCCCACUCAAUGGAGUGGUCAGCUCUACCAGGUUAUCAAGGACAAGUUCCACACCAGACAUGUCCAAUAAUUCAUCUAAGAAUUUAUUAUCAAUUAAGAAAAGUAGCCUGGGAAGGUUAACCAGAAAGGAUCUGGGCUUGCACAAGUUGGUCUUUAUGAGUGGCAUCUUACCAGAGGGAACUGAAGUUGGAUACUAUGUUCGUGGAAAGAGGCUACUUGAAGGCUAUAUAAAAGAUUCCGGAAUAUACUGUCGAUGCUGCAAUACUGUGGUCAGUCCUUCACAGUUUGAAGCCCAUGCUGGUAGAGCUGCACGUCGAAAACCUUACAAUAAUAUAUACACUUCCAAUGGAGUUUCCCUUCAUGAAUUGUCAGUUUCACUAUCAAAAGAUCGGAAAUUAUCAGCCACUGAGAAUGAUGACCUUUGCAGCAUUUGUGCAGAUGGUGGAGACCUACUCCUUUGUGAUCUAUGUCCCAGGGCCUUCCACACAGGUUGUGUGGGUUUGCCUAGCAUACCAGUGGGAGAUUGGUACUGCCAGUAUUGUAUAAACCUCCAUCAAAGAGAAAGGAGUGUCGCAUGUAAUGAUAAUGCAAUUGCUGCUGGAAGAGUUGCUGGAGUUGAUCCCAUCGAGCAGAUAUUUAAACGAAGUAUACGUAUUGUCACAACAUCGCAGACUGAUGCUGGUGGUUGUGCAUUUUGCAGGAGCCAUGAUUUCAGUAAAUCUAGAUUUGAUGAUCGAACAGUUAUGAUUUGUGAUCAAUGCGAGAAGGAAUAUCAUGUGGGUUGUUUGAGGGAGCAAAUGAUGGCUGAUCUGAAGGAACUGCCUGAAGGGGAGUGGUUCUGCUGCGAUGACUGCAGUAGAAUCUGGAACUCUUUGCAAGAGUUUCUUUUCCGUGGAACCCAACCGCUUCCAGAAUUGAAUACUGAUAUCAUAAAGAAGAAAUUGGAGAACAAGGGUGUAAAUGGAGAUGCUGAUGUUGAUAUCAGAUGGAGACUUUUAAGUGGAAAAACUGACACAGCAGAUAGUAAACUAUUACUAUCAAGAGCAGUUGCCAUUUUCCAUGAGUCGUUUGAUCCAAUUAUUGAGGCUACAACAGGUCGAGAUCUUAUUCCCUCCAUGGUUUAUGGGAGAACAGUGAGAGACCAGGAUUUUGGAGGAAUGUUCUGCGCCGUUUUAACUGUUGGGUCAUCUGUUGUGUCAGCAGGAAUUUUACGUGUUUUGGGAAGUGAGAUUGCAGAACUACCGUUGGUUGCAACAAGCAGGGAACACCAAGGACAGGGUUACUUCCAGUCACUUUUUUCGUGCAUCGAGAGACUGCUGGGAUCUCUGAAUGUGAAGCAUUUUCUGCUCCCUGCAGCAGACGAGGCUGAAUCCAUUUGGACCAAAAAAUUUGGGUUUACAAAAAUAACCUUGGACCAGCUGCAUAAGUUUUUAAAUGGUGCUCGAACAACAGUCUUCGAAGGGACAUCUAUGCUUCACAAGUCAAUUCCAGCUAUCCCGGUUUCCUCACAGGUGGAGCCAGCAGUGAACUGAAGGCAGUGCUGAAGCAUGCAAGGCUAUUUUUUGUUUGGUCAUGCUGGAAAAGCCGUGGCUUUCUGCACUGUCUUUUCAUAUUUUUAUGUACAUACACAGGGUCUCCUAUGUACAGGAAGGGCCACCCUUGAGCAAAUUUUGAGCUGGAUCAAUCUUCGUAUGCAAGUUCAAUAGGAACCAUAGGAUUCCUUGAAAGGAGUAGUGAAAUUUACUGCACAUACGUAGAGGAAGAUGAUAUUGAAGUGUUCCGGCAUAUCUUAUUCUGAGUAAUGUUUCUUUCUUCUUUUUUUUUUUUUUUUCCAUCUCCCUCUUCCUCUCUUUCCUUCCCCUCAAGUCCUAGAUUCAUGUACUGUAAUUGUGAGAAUGUAAAUUCCCAAGGGUUUUGUUAUUACCACUCA
Messenger RNA from Musa acuminata AAA Group (dessert banana), 4157 nucleotides. RefSeq lists its product as uncharacterized. The record is from RefSeq and is a predicted model, not a curated record. Bases 253 to 3759 code for a protein of 1168 amino acids. The transcript is spliced from 18 exons. Gene Ontology annotation, biological process: positive regulation of transcription by RNA polymerase II. Lineage: Eukaryota; Viridiplantae; Streptophyta; Magnoliopsida; Zingiberales; Musaceae. Gene Ontology annotation, cellular component: nucleus. Gene Ontology annotation, molecular function: histone binding; RNA polymerase II transcription regulatory region sequence-specific DNA binding; chromatin binding.